Molecule: messenger RNA, 1445 nt
Organism: Cantharellus anzutake
Lineage: Eukaryota; Fungi; Basidiomycota; Agaricomycetes; Cantharellales; Hydnaceae
Exons: 7
Coding region: 404-1357 (317 amino acids)
Source: RefSeq, a predicted model, not a curated record
CCAAAUUUAACACAUCUACACACGAGCGAUCCCGUUGAGACGUCUACAAUACCCAGGGCCCCUUCGCCGUUUGAAAGGCAGGAGAUCGUUCAGAGCACUCCCGCCAUGUCGGUAAGGACGAUAAAUGGGAGGAGGGAGAGUGCAUCCAUAGCCACACCGACGGCGAGAGCAAACGAUGUGGCAUCGAGGAAGGAUGAUACGAUGUCGAAGGACGAUGCUGCAUCAAAGAGGAGCGAUGUAAUAUCGAAGGCGGACGAUGUUGCUUCAAGGGUAGGUGGGGAGAGCGCAGCCACUUCUGCUUGGAAGAAAGCACCUUUGCCUCCCUCUGAAGUUGGUCGGACAUCGGUAGUUGGCUCCACGCAAUCUUGGUCUUCGACGGUUAUUGAGAGGAGUCCCGGUGUUGAUGGAACGCAAACUCCUCCGGAAAACUUGGGAAGUACUCCAGCGAGCGUCACCAAAGGAAAUGGUCCCAGCGUCCCGGUUCUUCAACACGACUGUCCCAAGUUCGCGAGCCCCAUCAUGUGGGAAGGACGAUGCGUCAGAGGCAAAAACCGGAGAGUCGGCUUGGAAGAAAACCCCUUUGCCUUUGUCUGAAAGUGGUGUCUCCACUGCUGCCACACCGUUCGUAAGGCCAACUCACACACCACGUUCGAAUUCUUCCGAGAAGAACCGAAUAUCGAACAUUGCCAGGGGCCCGGCUUUGCCUGAAGAAGCCGAUUUAAUCACAUCGUUAGGGUGGAACAUAGCUUCAGACACUCCAGAACAGCACGUUGCCCUUGAGCCCGUCCCAGACGAUAAUGCGUCUGUGCGCUCGGGCUCGGGAUCUCACCACACCGGACGUCAGUCUGUGGUAGGUGGAGCGCCCAGUUCUCGCACUUCGAAAAUGCGCCUCACCUUCAAUUUUGUCCCCUUGUCUCCUUCGAAGCAGCAGUCGGUGUCGGCUCAGCAGCAUGUGGAGCACCGCGUUCAUGCGCCGCCGACGGAUACUCCAUCCGGAAGAUCGAUGUGGAAGAGUAAACUGCUUCCGAAUUCGGAGACGGCCUCGGAAGAUGGCAAGUCUUCGAAAACGAUUCCUGGAAUACCGGUCCCGAUUGAAUUUGGGCCGCCUCCUCAAUCAAUCACCGGACGUUCACACAAGGCUCGAUCUAUAGUUACUCCGUCCAAUGCCAGCAAUGUGGACGUCGCUGAAAAGGGGCCUGCCCAUCCUGCUCUUUCCCAUGCUUCCACCCCGGGACCAUUUGGUUUGAAGACUGAAUCUCUGGAUCCUCUUGCUCAUCCAGGCUCUAUUGACACUGCUCCUCCCGCUGUUGGCCGGUAUACACCAACGUCUCCGGAGACUCGGAGCAUGUCAUUUUAAUGGGCAACCGGAAAUAUCAUCCGCAACCGAGACCCCACAAGAUGAUCGAACAACUUCAGAAUCGCAACAAACAGCGAAGAUUGUCCCC